Messenger RNA from Tripterygium wilfordii, 1697 nucleotides. RefSeq lists its product as uncharacterized. NCBI's taxonomy places the organism in Eukaryota, Viridiplantae, Streptophyta, Magnoliopsida, Celastrales, Celastraceae. The record is from RefSeq and is a predicted model, not a curated record. The transcript has a single exon. The coding region runs from base 438 to 740 and encodes 100 amino acids.
GGUAAAAGUUAUCAACGGUCCUAUUAGAAAGGAAUGGAAACAAAGAAUUUUGCUUUUUCUCAACCGGCAAAAAACGAAUGGUAAAAAGUGGAAUUCCCUUCGAUGAAAAAUUCCGUAAAUUAUUUAUGGUAUGACUUCAUAUCUCUAAAUCAUUUAACUUGGGCUGGGCUUAUACUAAACCGAUGUUAGUUUGAAGUUUGAACAAAGUGUCUUAAGGGCUGUAGCCAAUCUGCAAAGCCCAGAAAGAAGCAUCCCGGUUGACUUAACAACUUCAAACACAUGUCCUGCUUAUGUCGACGUGCAACUGCUACGUGGUGAAGAACCAAACCUUCAAAUCACACUCUACACAAACGUGGCAACAAUGCACCUCUGCCUCUUCAAAACCAGAUAGAAAAACCAACUGAGCCAAUUUGAAGAGUGAAAAUAAAAGCGCGAUCAUGACAGGGAAUGAAGAUUGGAGGAAAAACGCGGACACACACAAAAUGAGUCCAGAGGACGUGAAAGCAGCAGGUGUAGAGGGAUCCAAGAGGCCUCCAGGAAACAACCCUGGUGGGGUUCUCCACCAGCGGCGCAACCUUCCCUUUAGUAGAACCACCAUGGCCAUCGGCGGGUUCCUCAUCACAGCAGCCAUCGGUUACAUGGUCUUGUACAGCAAGAAAAAGCCCGAAGCCAGUGCCAGGGACGUCGCUAAGGUGGCCACCAAUACUGCAGAUCCCAAGGAUACCCACCCCCGGAAAUGAAGAUUUGAAUCUUUUGUGUUUUCCUGAGUAGUUCUUGUUGUUAGUUUUGUGUUUUUACUAGGUUGGCUGCGGAUAAUAAAGGGAUAGUAAGUUUAAGCAUGAAUUCUACUAGUAAAUGUGUUUUCCGUCACUCUCUCCCAAAACACUCGAAUGCGUAAGCAAAUUGUGUUUCGGACACUUGGAAAUUCAUUGAACAGAAAUUGUAUCAACGCAAUCAAUCAAACAGAAUUGUUCUAUCGUGGUAGCUUAACACAAAAUAUUUAUCAAUUUGGCAAAGACUCCCUGCCGUGAGAGCCACAUGACCAUGUAUGUGUCAAUUAUGCAAUUCCAUGUUCGGCAACUAAAAACUAAGUCACUUAAAUGCACAGCCUAUGAAGUAUGAACGCAAGAAACAAUGGUAAUAUGUAUCGUAGAAACAACAAUUAAUCCCAAAUGGACACCCGACUACAUUAAGUUUAUAAAAACGCAGCUGAAACUAAUUAGUCAUUAUCAAUUUAUCAUUGCAAUAAAAAUAUCAAAAACGAACUCCACUGACUUAUCUGGCACAAACCAUCAUCAAAAUACUGUGAUUAAUUGGCUCGGCUGCAGCCACGACCACGAACCAUACGCAAUGCUAAGUGCCAGUAAAAGGCUUACCGGAAUCAACUCCGACUAUUCAAUGCCGUCCCUAUUUCAACCCCCCAUUUGAAGACAAAUUAUGUGCGGUCUCAAGAGAAGUAAUGGAACAUGCUGGCUACCAUAUUCCACAAUUUUCACCGAAUGAAUGCCAAUGUCUCGACAUGAGGGGAAAAAAAACAUAAGCAUCACAAAUCUUCUUGAUGGCCUAAAUUAGAUGAUGUGUGUUCCCAAUACAAAUAGCAAAUUGAACCAAAAAGAAAACGCUACGACAAUAGAAACUUGACCUCAGUCUACGUUCAAAAAUGAUCAAAAGAAGUAUACAUAUGGGGGGCAUGAUCA